AUGACAAUCAAAAAUAUAUUUUCUUCCAUCGCCAUUACCAUCAACCAUCUCAAAGCAAAGUAUCGCGACCAUGUCCAAGCUAACAGAGUCAAACUACUGUUACAAGAGCUCCAAGAAGCAGAACAUACCCAGAUCCAACUCGACUGGAUAUCUGAACAUCGUCGGGAGAUAAGACGGGCCAAUAAUAUCAUCCAACGAGAAAUUCACCUCGGUGCGACGUAUUCCCACUAUGAAACUCAGGUACAAAAUGAGAGCCCGCCAGAACCUUCCACCCUUAAGGAGCUUCGGCAGUGCGAUAUCGAGCUCAAGCUACUCAACAUUGAAUACUUCCAGCAUCUGGAACGAAAGGCAGAACUCAUGAAUCGCAAGCCACCAGGGCGCUUCGUCUGCGGUACAACCCCAAACGGCUCUGGACUAUUGAACGGGCCUACUGCCAACUUCGUGGUGGCUGUUGCGCUCGUGAGUGUGGUUGCUGUGAACGAUCUUGGCACACCAUUCGGGAUCCUUCUGGAGAGGUUCGAUAUAUGCACUGCACAGGAAGUUGUGGAUGCUGCACCCGCCAUCGCGGUUAUUCUUCAAGUGUGGUAG
Penicillium concentricum is the source of this 588-nucleotide messenger RNA. RefSeq lists its product as uncharacterized. The transcript is spliced from 2 exons. The coding region runs from base 1 to 588 and encodes 195 amino acids. NCBI's taxonomy places the organism in Eukaryota, Fungi, Ascomycota, Eurotiomycetes, Eurotiales, Aspergillaceae. The record is from RefSeq and is a predicted model, not a curated record.